AUGCCGCCCCUGCAAGGCUCCCUCGCCUCCCCUCGGCUCCAUGUGCUCCGGGCUGCUCGGAAUACAUUUGGCGUGCGCUCGCUGCUGCUGCGACAGGAGGAGGAUUCAGCACCAGAGCCGAGCUGCUGCUGCUGCUGCUGCUCCUCGAUCCCCACACCAGCUGACUGGAUAAUUAAACUAAACACAUGCCGCCAGAGCCACUCCAACCCAGCGACGCUCCUGGGAUCCCUGGUGCCACCUGGCAGGCUCUGGCCAAGCACAAGGGAGCGGCUCUCGGAAAAACAAGCGCGCAAAGGCGCAGAGGAGAGCGGCGGGCGAGGGCGCACGGCGGAGAGGUGCCCACGCGAAGGAGCCCCGCGAAGCAGACCCGCACCGGCUGCUCCCGUGCGCUUCCCCGGGAUGCCGGAAGGGAACUGCGAGGCGGCUUCCUUGAAAGGACCGGGCAGGCGACAAAACCAGAGGAGCCACCCCCGCGUGGCAGAAGAGAUCGCAGCCCAGGCGAGCAGGCAGCGGCCACGCUUCUGCAGCGCCCGGCGGAGCGGCAAGCCACGCGCGGAAGGCAGUUUGGGCCGCAGCAACGACUAG
Molecule: messenger RNA, 585 nt
Organism: Podarcis lilfordi (Lilford's wall lizard)
Lineage: Eukaryota; Metazoa; Chordata; Lepidosauria; Squamata; Lacertidae
Source: the annotation of a GenBank genome assembly